Lichtheimia ornata is the source of this 2853-nucleotide messenger RNA. RefSeq lists its product as uncharacterized. Lineage: Eukaryota; Fungi; Mucoromycota; Mucoromycetes; Mucorales; Lichtheimiaceae. The coding region runs from base 1 to 2853 and encodes 950 amino acids. The transcript has 7 exons. The record is from RefSeq and is a predicted model, not a curated record.
AUGUCUUAUAAUCAAGGUUAUGGUAAUCAGCAAAUGAAAUCGGGUGGUGCAUACAACGACCCCACCAUCCAAACUGCACCCAACACGGGAUUCGAGCAGGCAUAUGGCACUGGCAACGAUGUAUAUGACAGCGGCAAUCCAGGAGGAGGAGCAGGAGCUUAUGGUACAACCCAGCAAUCGGGAACCGGAUAUGAUAGUGGAAAUGCCGUGAACACUGGUCAAAACGUGGGUGGCUAUGAUACUACUCAAUCGGCUGGUGGUGGCUACAACGAUACUAGCGGCUAUAACAAUAUGGGUUAUGACACCACACAAGCCUCCGGUGGUGGAUUCAAUGAUGAUACAGCAGGUGGCUACGGCGGUACGAGGACUGGUUAUGACACUACCCAAUCUUCAGGUGGUGGAUACAAUGAUGACAACAUUGGUGGUUAUGGUGGUAGUACUCAACAACAAGGAUAUGGUGGUGGUGCAGCUGCUCCUCAACAACAGGGGUUUGAUACUACUGGUGGUAAUGCCCAACAACAAGGAUUUGGGCAACAACAAGGAUAUGGACAACCACAACAACAACAACAACAAUCCUUUGAUCCAUCUCAGCAGACAUCAGAUUAUGGUCAACAACCACAACAAGCAGUUGGAUCUCAGCAUAGGCCAUCUGCUGGUGAAAAGAUCAAGGGAGGCCUUGAAAAGUUGGCAGGGAAGCUCACUGGUAAUCCAGCCAAAGCCGCUCAUGGUGAUGAUGUAGCUCAUGGACGUAACAUCAGCUUCUUCUUUGACACCACCAUUACCUCCAGCGAUCUCAAGGUCACAAUGUCGGAUGAAGACGCCACCCUUCCAUAUUCAAUAGACGACGAUGUUCACUCUUCAUUCGGCGAACAACACGAAUCACCAGAGACACGCAAUGUAGUGGAGGACGAUCAGGACGAUUCACGGGAGGAAAGUGGUCCGAUCGACAAUGAGCAACCCAAAGGACUCGGCGAUCCUCAAUACAGUUCUCGAUCACUGAACAGCACUGGAAGCGAUCUUAGCAAAUCACAUGAUGAUCAAUCACAGCCUAUCCUAUUAGCCAUGCGAGAUCAACUAGCAGCAUAUCCAUAUGGUCAACAUCUUGCAACACGACCAAAGAAUCAGUCCAAUGGAUCAAGCAACCUUUCUUUUGGAUUCGAAUACCCUGAAGUACAUGCAGCGGUCAAUGUCAUGAAGAGCAAUCACGGCGUCGUUUCACGAAUGGCAAUUGAUGACCCUCCAAUGCCUAUCGAAGAAAUCCCUGGUGUGAGGAGGGAGGACAUUGACAGGUUUAAGAAGAAAGAUGGCGAUGCUCGAGCACCUGAAGAGUUGAUGGAAGGAUCGGAUUUUCGUCGACGAGAACGACAUAAAGCUGAACAAUACAAGAAUGAGCAUUCUCAAAUGAAGAAAUACAACACAGACCCAGUCUAUAAGCCUUAUCCAGUUCCAGAGGAGGAUUCAAUGAUGAUGGAACCGCCUGCGAAACGACGACGAUACAGCCAUGGAACAAUGGAAGGAGAUUUUGGAUUGGGACCAGGAAGUUCACUGGGUCGAGCACUAAAGGAGAUUGAACAGCCACCGAAGAUGAGAAGAUACAACACACAGAGCACCAUUGUCAUAGAAUCGCUAGAAAGUGAGAGUAUCGAACCAGUCCUAUCUUCGGAUCUUAGUGGUCAGCAUUCCUCUUCAUUCGAAAAGCAGCCUUCUAUCGAUGAUGAUGAUGAUGAUGAUUAUGGUCAACGUCUUCGCCAAGCAUCCCCUGCAAGGAGUGAAGCUCCAGAUGUAGCAGCAGAGAAUGACAAGAUUGAUUUACAAUACUUGAGUAGCCUCGAGCCUAUUGAACCCGCAAUUGAAGAUCAACAUGCAAAUCAAGAAGAUGAUGCAGAGGAUGCUCAACAAGAAAAUCAAGAUGAAGGGACUCAACAAGAAAAUCAAGAUGAAGGGACUCAACAAGUAAAGCAAGAUGAGGAUGCAAAGGGUGAUCAACAAGCGCAACAAGAUGAGGAUGCAAAGGGUGAUCAACAAGCGCAACAAGAUGAGGAUGCAAAGGAUGAUCAACAAGCAAAGCAAGAUGAAGAUGGAAAGGAUGAUCAACACGCGCAACAAGAUGAGGGUGCAAAGGAUGCUCAACAAGCAAAGCAAGGUGAACUUGCCGAGGACGCUGUAUCAGCACCAGCACCAUCGUCGUCUCAGCAAAAAUCAAGCAACAAGAAAAGAAGCAAGAGCACAUCCCGAUCUUCAACAACAAAGCCGCAGCCAAUCGCAGAGAGAUUAAGACGACGCAAUCCUCCACAAAACAGGAUCUCUGUCACAUAUAGUAGCACGGUGAAAGAAGAUGAUAUCUUCAAUCAGUGGAAAAAACUUACCAAGUCGUCCAUUUACCCCACCAUAUCCGAAGCUGACACCAGUGAUUGGCAUCAAUGCAAUGUUAUGGUAUUCAAGGUCGACCCAUCCACCAAUAAACCAGCCCCAACAGCCAAGUACAUUUAUGCCCGGCUUGCAGAUAAGCCAAUUAUUUCCAUGGAAUGGCUUCAUGCUUCCGUUGAAGCGGACAUGAUACAAGAGUAUGCCAAAUUCCGGAUCUCUGAAGAGCCAGUACAGAAUCAUCCCCUGAAAGGCAAAUCCAUUUAUUUCGCAAUCCAACGACUCAAUGAGGAAGAUGCCUUAUACAAGAAAACAUAUCAGCGUCCUCUUGUGAAUGUUCUACAUGGCAAGCUUUUACGUAAAGAGCCCCAGGAGCCUGAUGCAAAUACGGUGGUCAUUGUCGAUGCGGGGAGCGAUUCAGCAGCCAAGUUUAAAGAACGAGGAAUUGCAACCAUGACACGUGACGAGUUGAGAGCAUCGGUUCAGUAA